AUGUAUAUCAUUUGUGAAGCAAUGUCUAAGUGUACAGUAGAAGGUUUUUGGAAAUCCACUCAUAUUUUAAUUAGAAAACCUCAUGUAAUAAAUAAAAGGUUAUGGGGCUGUAAAAUUUUAAUAAACAUGGAAUAUAAUACAAAUUCUUACUUUUAUCAGUCAUUGGAAGACUUAAAGAUUAACAACAGCUGUGCUGUUAAACAGUUCUAUGAAAGACUAAUGAUUACUUUGGGUCAAUUAAACCUUAAAAAUAAAUUAGAAACAAACUUAAACUCAACUUUAGAAUGUUUAGUUAUAGAACUAUUACCUAAAAAUUAUGAUGAAAACCAUGCAUUUCAAUUUAUUGUAAUGGAUAAAGAAAAGGUUACAGUAACAUUUUGUGACAUCACUGUAUCUGAUAAUAACCAGAACUUAUGCCCCAAUUUCACAUAUUGCUUCUCAUUUAAAACUAAUAAAUUGAUAUUAAAAGCAUUUUCAGAAAAUUCUAAAUCUAUAUCAUGGCUAAAAGAAUGUGUUUUUCCUCAAUUUAACAAAUGGGCUGAAGAACCUGAAUUGGAUUUACAUAAAUCCAUUUGUAUAGAUUCUUUGAGUUUGAUAUCCAGUGAUAAAUUUUAUGAUAAAUACAAUGAAUUAAAAAUUAAAUAUGGAAAAGAACUUGUAAAGAUAUGGCCUGAGUGUACAGACCCUUCUAAAUUUGUGUAUGAAGAUAUAUCUAUAGCCACAUACUUACUGUUGCUGUGGGGUAAUACAUCAAAUACAACAUUUGUAGAUGUCGGUUGUGGCAAUGGAUUGUUAGUUUACAUCUUAACAAUGGAAGGUGGUAUAGGUCUUGGUGUAGAUAUCAGGAAGAGAGGUAUCUGGGAUAUGUAUCCUAAUAAUAUAAAAUUAGAGGAAAAAACAAUAACACCAGCUAAUAUUAAGGAUUUAUCUAAAUAUGAGUGGAUAAUUGGAAAUCAUUCAGAUGAACUUACCCCUUGGAUUCCGGUUAUUGCCGCCCAAGGCUAUAAUAAUAAAUUUUUCCUACUUCCUUGUUGUGCAUUUAACCUAAAUGGAACAAAAUACAAGAGACGAGACUCAUCAAAAAGUCAAUAUGGUGACUAUUUAGAAUAUAUUAAAUCUCUUUGUGAAGAUUUUGGUUUUGAUGUAAAACUAGACAGGUUGAAAAUUCCUAGUACAAAACGCAUAUGCCUUGUAAGUGAAAAGAGGGCAUAUCAAGAAGAAGAAUAUGAAAAGUAUUGCUGUUUUAUUCAAGAGACAUUGAACACAGCACUGAGAAUAAACAGUAAUUUAAAUUUUAAAGCAAGGGAAAAAGUUGAAAAGGUAAGAAAUUGUACACAAGUUGAUAAAGAUAUCUUGGAAUGGAUUGUUCAAUGUAUUGCAAAAUAUUUAAUACAAGGUUGUGAGCUUGAAAAAUCAUGGUCUUCUGGAAAAGAAGUAGAAAUUGCUGAGGUUAUUAAUCUUAUUCCGGAAAAUAUAUUAAAAAACCUUAAAUCUGAAUGUGGAGGCUUGCAAACUCUUCUAAGAAAUAAUCAUCAUAUAUUCAAAGUAAUUAAAGGAAAAGUUCAGUUAAGAUACCCAAAAACUAUAGAGGAAGUUAAAAAAACUAUGAAGCAUAAAAAUAAAACCUUUAAAGUGCAAGUUAAGCAGUGCUGGUUUUAUGACAAUCACCCACAAGGCUGUCCAUUGUCUGAUGACAAUUGUAGUUUUUUACAUUUUGUAAAAUAA
This is a messenger RNA of Pieris macdunnoughi, 1725 nucleotides long. The record is from the annotation of a GenBank genome assembly. Lineage: Eukaryota; Metazoa; Arthropoda; Insecta; Lepidoptera; Pieridae.